Aplosporella prunicola CBS 121167 is the source of this 2297-nucleotide messenger RNA. RefSeq lists its product as uncharacterized. The record is from RefSeq and is a predicted model, not a curated record. The transcript is spliced from 8 exons. Gene Ontology annotation, cellular component: ribonucleoprotein complex; cytoplasm; nucleus. Gene Ontology annotation, molecular function: mRNA binding. Lineage: Eukaryota; Fungi; Ascomycota; Dothideomycetes; Botryosphaeriales; Aplosporellaceae. Bases 229 to 2088 code for a protein of 619 amino acids.
GGCUGCCAUCCCCGUCCCAUCUUCACCCUUUUCCUCGCCUUUCCUCUCCUUCAACAUUUCCCCCGUUCUGUAAUCAUCAGCUCGACCUUUCUAUCCCUCACAUUUCUUCACAGCACAAGCUCAAUUAGCACGCUUUUCACCAUCAUAUUUUGCCUCUGGCGCUGGUUAACACGCCUGGCUCCACCCAUCAUCUUCACCACGCUCCCAACAUCGCAAAGCGGCUUCAAGAUGAAUCCAAUGACUCCGCCGCUGGCGGCGCCUCACGCACCUGCGCAGUCAUGCGAACUUCAAGAGUUGACCUCUCCAUCUGACUCUGGCAAUGAUUCGAGUGUGGCCGUCUUCACCCAAAGCGACGUGCCCACGUCUCCGGCCAGUACCCGCGGUGCCACUGACGUCGAACAUACCAGUACUCCUGCAACGCCCAUGUUCGCAGGUCUAUUUGAUCUCCACCAAGCUCCUGCCGUGACCGAAGCGUCGACUAGUCCCUCCAGCCUUGGCAAUGUGCCUACUAAGGCACCGAGCUACGACUUCAGACACAGUGCCGGAGGCAAAGACCAUGUCAGACCUGUUCGUGACAGAGCUCCAACCCUCACCGCUUCUAGCUCCAGUCCACCAGUCUUGACGGACAUGGUUGACGAGACAGUCCCACACCAUGCAGGCGCCCGUGGCGCCCCCGUCGUUCAGAGAUCCCUUGACGAUCAGAGCCAUCUGUUUGCAGCCAAUGCCGCUUUCCAUGCCACAACUCCACACAACAGUCCUAGGGAUUCGUACGAGAAGCUGAACUCGAAUGGCACCGUCGUUGUCAGUCAGAGGCGCCCGACGUACAGUCCUCGUCAGGAUCGCAAAGGCCAAAUGGUUACCGAAGACAAUGCCCAAUCUCACUACAAGCCGGAGUGUUGCAUCUUUGUGGCCAAUCUCCCAAACACCAGAGCCGAUGAAGAGCUCUCCCGAGCUAUGCUUGACGCCUUCUCCAAGUUUGGCGAAUGCCACGUGAAGCUGAAGCGUGACCGUGGCAUGCCGAUUGCCUUUGUCCAGUAUCACAGCACUGGCGAUGCUACCACUGCUCUGGAAGAAGGCUCAAAGCUCUACAUCCUUGGCCGUCCAUGCAGGACCGAGCGCGCAAAGGCUCCGCGAUGCGUCUAUGUGUCCCGUCGCGACGGAACGCAGCCAACCGAGGAGGAGGUUGCGCGCCUCUUGGAGAAAAGCGGCGAGCUCGAAAAGAUGUGGAUCCCUUCAGAGACGGAUCGUGAAAUCCAUCGCCUUCCACCCGGUGUCUUCGUUCGUUUUGCUUACUACCAGGAUGCUGUGGAGGCGGUUACACUUCUUAGGCGCAUUCCAGGAUACCAUGUUGAGUCACACCAGAUGCCGAAGGAUCAGACUUGGGUUUUCGACAAGCGGUCCAUUUGUCGCUCUCCAAAUGAAAGAUGCACGGCACCUGUGUACAACCCGCUGAGGGACGACAACUUGGCAGUAUGGGUCGGCGAUCUUCCGGAAACAGUAACAAAAGCAGAGUUGGCUAGAGUUUUUGGAGGCCCGGGACGUGAGAUUGCGCAUAUAGAUCUGCGCAUACGCGCUUUAUCGGCGCUUAGCACUAGGAAUUCGAGCUACGCUUGCAUUCAUUACUACAACCCUCGUGCCUCGUACCUCGCCGCUUUCCUGACGCACCAAAAUCUCCGCCUCCUCAACGGGCGCAUGGUCCGCGUUCAGUUUGCGCGCAAAGCUUAUCCGCAUGUCCCUCCCAUCUCGUACAAUGGAUACAACAACAAGGACAGCGGCUUCAACCCCAAGUUCGGCGGUGUCGGAAACCGUGGCUUUCAGUUUGCUCCUGCCGACGCGUAUGCUGUUGGAUCCAACCAAGGAAUCCUCGGCAACGGUCUUGGAUAUCAUGCCCCGCCCAACUACUACGAUAACAUCUUAGUGGACAAGAGUAUCAUCAGCUAUACUCCUGCGAGCACCGGUCCCUUUGGAUACUACGCCUUUCCAUACACCGCUGCCAUUGGUGGAGCUCAGUACCCAACCACUCCCACUCAUCUCCCAGUGAUGGAUCCUUCGUCCUUCGCUUCCGACGGGAACUCCUUCAUGUCCUAGAGAAGCCUAAUGCGGAUACCAUGCAUGGUACGACCGCAUGCGCGAAGCAAAUCCACAGGCUCUCGACACUUGCUACGAGUGAUUACUCUGCACGUAUCUACUUCCACCACGUCUCAUGACCAGCUCUCUCGCUACUUUGCUCAAUUUCUCUCAGCACUGGGAAUCUGUGUGCGGGCGUUUUUCGAUUCAAGCAUAUCUAUUUUCUUUCU